Harpegnathos saltator (Jerdon's jumping ant) is the source of this 1544-nucleotide messenger RNA. Its product is annotated as probable uridine nucleosidase 2. The transcript has 7 exons. NCBI's taxonomy places the organism in Eukaryota, Metazoa, Arthropoda, Insecta, Hymenoptera, Formicidae. The coding region runs from base 208 to 1227 and encodes 339 amino acids. Gene Ontology annotation, molecular function: hydrolase activity, hydrolyzing N-glycosyl compounds. The record is from RefSeq and is a predicted model, not a curated record.
CGACACCUGCGCCGUGUUGGGCGAGUGUAACACCGGCUUCGUUGGCGAUAUCUGCAAUGACUUAGCAUCAGUUCUAAUAAGGUGAACACUAUCAAUAGUGCUUGUCGAGCCCAUUGCCUGAACUCUACUUCUAAGCGAUUGCUGGCAGAGCGUCAAAGCUUGACGCGAUAGUUGCUCUCUUUCGGAGUCACGUAAAUUUAUCAGCUCAUGAACAUGGCCAUGAAAUAUGGUAUAGCUGUAUUGAUGAUCGCGAUACUGCUGUGCCUGCAUAUUUCUGCAAGUAAUUAUCAAGUCAGAUCGAAGAAAGUGAGGAAGAUGAUAAUAGACACAGAUGCUGGCGGCGACGAUGCUUUAGCACUGCUGUUAGCUCUUAUGUAUGAGGUCAAGACAAACGAUAUUGAAAUAUUAGCUAUAACUUGCACAUAUGGUAACGCCUACUUGAAUAAUGUGACACAAAACGUAUUGAAAGUUUUAACCAUUGCCAAUAGAAACGACAUACCUGUAUACAAAGGAUCCGUAAAACCAAUGAUAAAUACAUAUAAAUUUGACGAUUACUUCGGCGAAGACGGGUUUGGAGACUUUAAUUUCACUCAACGAAUAACUGCUAAGGUGGAUGAAAGCAAACAUGCUUCUGUGUUACUUGUAGAUCUUGUGAAGAAAUAUCCGGGUGAAAUAACUAUAGUCGCUCUUGGACCCGUGACAAAUAUUGCUGUAGCAAAUAUGCUAGAACCUAAUUUCCUAAACUACACGGAGCAACUUGUCAUAAUGGGAUCGAGCGUUAAUAUGUCGGAUAGCAAUGGAAUCCCUCGGAUUGAAUUUAACUUUAAACAAGAUCCGGAAAGUAAUUGGAUAACGUUAAAUAACACCGAUAAAGUUCAUACAGUAGUUCCAAUAGAUAUAGUAGAUUCCUAUGCUAUUACGAAGGAAGAAUACCGGGACCUCUUUAAUAAGUUAAAUUCUUCGUUCGCAAACUUUUUACAACUAGCUGAGAGAAAAGCUUUAGAGGUGUCAGAGUUUUGGCGACCAGCGGACGGCAUGGCCAUGGCAAUUGCGCUAAAACCAGAAAUAGCCAUGAAAUCGUUUGAGACCAAUUUAGUACCGGUACUCAUUGAAGAUAUGCGCGGCGCAGUUGUGGUAGAUCCCAACAAUACGAUACACAAUGCGUGCGUUAUUCAGGAAUUCGACGUAGCUGCAUUUAAAAACCUUAUCCUGGAAUGUCUUUCUUAAUGACAGACUCAAAUCAUGGUGCGAUCUUUUGCUGUCGUAUUGUAUCUCUAAUUCUUAACAUUGCUUAAUUAUCGAUAUACGUAUAAAGUAUUAUGGGGAUAUAAUCGCAAAAUAAUACUUACAUUGAAGAAAUUGGUACUUCUCCUAUCAGCGAAAAGUCCUUGGAAAGUUUGUCCGGGAUAGAACUGACAGGAGUAUGUUCCCAAUAAAAGAUCCUUGCAUUUCGCGAUAUUCUUUGACUUUCUGUUAUUAAAGAAAAAGUGCGCCAGUCUAUAGAAAGACUUGUGAUGCUCUGUGAAUCUUAAUAUACACUGCUC